This is a messenger RNA of Dipodomys ordii (Ord's kangaroo rat), 4014 nucleotides long. It is a transcript of the gene Rap2a, whose product is annotated as RAP2A, member of RAS oncogene family. The transcript has 2 exons. The record is from RefSeq and is a predicted model, not a curated record. Gene Ontology annotation, cellular component: plasma membrane. Gene Ontology annotation, biological process: negative regulation of cell migration; Rap protein signal transduction. Gene Ontology annotation, molecular function: GDP binding; GTP binding; GTPase activity. The coding region runs from base 44 to 595 and encodes 183 amino acids. NCBI's taxonomy places the organism in Eukaryota, Metazoa, Chordata, Mammalia, Rodentia, Heteromyidae.
GUCGGUCUAUGUCGCGGGCGGCGGCGGCGGCCGCGGAGGGACGAUGCGCGAGUACAAGGUGGUGGUGCUGGGCUCGGGCGGCGUGGGCAAGUCCGCCCUCACCGUGCAGUUCGUGACCGGCUCCUUCAUCGAGAAGUACGACCCCACCAUCGAGGACUUCUACCGCAAGGAGAUCGAGGUGGACUCCUCGCCGUCGGUGCUGGAGAUCUUGGACACGGCGGGCACCGAGCAGUUCGCGUCCAUGCGGGACCUGUACAUCAAGAACGGCCAGGGCUUCAUCCUGGUCUACAGCCUGGUCAACCAGCAGAGCUUCCAGGACAUCAAGCCCAUGCGGGACCAGAUCAUCCGGGUGAAGCGGUAUGAGAAAGUGCCGGUUAUCUUGGUUGGGAACAAAGUGGACCUGGAGAGCGAGAGAGAAGUGUCCUCCAACGAAGGCCGAGCACUGGCCGAAGAAUGGGGCUGUCCUUUCAUGGAGACUUCUGCUAAGAGUAAAACAAUGGUGGACGAACUGUUUGCAGAAAUUGUGAGGCAGAUGAACUAUGCUGCUCAGCCCGACAAAGAUGAUCCGUGCUGUUCAGCCUGUAACAUACAGUAGCACCUGAAUGUGGCUGACCUGGGCUGGGAUGUGCCUGGCAUCGCCUAGUCUCUUGCAGUUGGCAGGAUGCGUGGUAUGAAUCCACAGUGCCCUGCAGCCCUUACUCAGAAACCAUGUCUUUGAGCACAGUGGGGCUCAGUGACUACGGUCUUCACCAUUGUCCUGUCUCCUUCAUGCGUCUGCAACUUGAAGGCCCCAGCCAUCGAUCUACAGGGUGAUCUCAUUAGAAAGCGAUGGUGGCCUGGCCACUGAGUUGACAAAGCAACUAUUGUAUAAUUUGAAAAUAAUCAUGAGAGAGUAACCAGAAGAGUUCCUAUGACCACUUACAAUUAAAAUAUUUUGUCGUCUUUAAAAAAAAAAAUAAGUAAAAGGAGAAAUAUUUUCCUACAAGAGUACUGAAUUUCUGGAACUUCUAACCAGUGUAUUCCGUCAAGUCGGACACCAGCUGGCCUGCCAACAGAACUGCGGGGAGAGCCUUCACUCAGCUGCCACAUUUCUGUUUUUCAGAAUUCAUGAACUGUAGAUGUGAUUCUAAUUUGUGACAUGAAACUAACUCAUGCAUCAGUUCUUGAUAGUGUCAAAGUCAGAACAAGGUUGUGUGCAGAUAGAGUCAGGCUUUAGAAUUUGUUAAGUCACCUGCUUUGCCACAGAGAACGAAAGUUCUCACAGGGGUUUGAUCAGAAUUAAAGGCACAAACCCACCUCUCUUAGCCAAGCAGAGAUGGUCUUUAUUAACAAGAAGGAAGCAACUGAGAUGGAGAGUUUACCUAGCCUCCCCAGCACGGGCGAUCUAGGAGAUGACCUAGUACCAUCAUGUAAGGAAAACAAAGCCAUGCUGUUCCCGUUUGCAGAAACCUGACAGGACAGGUGUCUGGCAUUUUAUGUUCAUGAAAGCUGUAAAUUCCUCCUCUGCCUUUAAGGGCUAUGGUUGUGAUGUGAGCCUUGGCUACUCUGCUUUGGAAAUCCAGUUUGCUGUAGCAGAGCUUUAUUUGCAAGGCAUUAAAAAAAAAAAAAAGAAGAAGUUGAAUAACCAUGUGAGAUAAUUUGAGUUUAAAAGUAGAACGUAAAUUACAGAGUGGAAGGUAAGGGACAAAAAAAAAGCCUUUUUAUCUUUCAUUUUCCUGAAGAAUUAUAUAAAGGUUUUCUUACAACAAUUUUGCCCUGAUUACUGAAGUGGCAAAUAAGGCUGGCGUGAAUAUUUUGUUUUGAAAAGGUGCUCAAGCUCUGACAUUUUUGGUUUUCAUAGCCUAGCCGUGAAGUAUUUAUCAUUUGCAUGAGUAAUGGCACAGGAAGAACCUAUUCAGAAGUUUUACAAUCAAGGGUAGAAGGGUUUUCACCUCACUUCAGUUAUAAACACUGAAGAGAUUGUCUUGAGCCCGCCCUCUGGAGAUAAAUUUGGCCUUCAUAACUGCAAUAUCACUGAGCCUGCGAUAUACGUACCCCUCACACUUUCCUCGUUCCACGGUCUUGUGCAAGUAACCUCUGGUCUUAACGUGUGUAACUGAGGGAAGAGUGUGUGUUCGUGUGUGCAUGUGUGUUUACUGUUUCUAAGAAUUUGGCACAAGUCAGAGAUAAUCGCCUAUCCUGAGAGUCUAUACUGUAUCAAAAGCAUUUUUUUUCUUUUAAAUCAUCUUCUAGACAUCAUGGCCAUCAUGGACAACCCCACCUCCAGCUGUUUAGUAAUUGACAUUAAGCUUAAAGGAUAAGGAAAAAGGUCAGUUAUAUUUUUUCAGAGAUGAGAAAACUGAAGAAAUAAUGUGGGUACAAACCAGGUCAUAAUUGUUAGAAUCAUUGAAUUAUAUUUACAAUCUUCAACACUGUGUUUUUUUAAUAAUCUUCAAUUAAAAGCAAUUCAUAGGACAGUUUUAAGCAAUUGUAUUGAAACAGACUUCACUAUGUAAAUGUUGAUUUGACUCAAACAAAUCAACCAUGCAAAAAGUACGACUCACCUACUAAAGUAGACGUUUUUGAGUGAUUUGAGUUUUGAAGCCUCUGACUUCUCAAAACGAGUCCAGUUUUGUAAGAUUUCACAAUUAAUAUCAAGUUAUGACCUUGUACAGAUUCCACAGUUUUCUCUCAUGCCAUGCUAUGCAGACUUGAAUAGGUGAGAUCACACGAGAAAGGUCUGACAAAACGUAAGGUGGGAAAGUUAUCUAAAAUGUGGGGUUGGGUUUGAAAUACUUGUAGGACAAUAAGGUGAGCUUUUCCUUUGAAGAUGUCACUAGGAACGAUCAGCCGCCUAAUCAGUGUUUCCACAUGGCCACAAAUGCAGCCACCCUGUGUCAAGUCAUACCAUACUGGGUGUCCUCCUGCACUCUCGGCCUUCUGGCAUGAAUCUUAACUCGGUGCGAGCGGAUGAAUGUGUUUGCUGAGAUAGUCAUUGAACACUCAAGAGCACGAAGAUUAGACUUGUUGGCACAUUAAAAAAAAAAAAAAGUGUCUGUAAAGGAGAGUUGGUGACUUUGGGUCACUAUUUUAUGCCCUGAUCAGACUAGCAACUAAAUAAGUAAGUUUUUCUAACAUGCCUUAAAAAUAUUAUGGUUUGAUCCAAAGACCCAUUUUUUCUUUAGCUAUUGUGAUAAGGUUUUUCUCUUUGUUUUUUUUACUUUUAUACUAAGGCAGCAUCUUUUUUUUUCUUUUUCCCUCUCAAUGUUACAACUUUUUUCUCUUAAGCUGUGAUAGUGGUGGUAACUUGAUGCCUUUGAAUUUGUUCAGCUUACUGGGAAGAAGCCAGCAUUUGUCAGAAGUAUUACAUAAAAUCUUUCCUUAAACUGUUGAAAGGUGCUCCGAUGAUUCUUCUCCUUUGGUUUGUAGAAUUAAGACUGAACUUUGCCCUCCUUCACUGGGUUGCCAUCACUUUCCAUGGUGAAACUACUGAUUUGCUUUUCAUGUAAGGAAAUAUUGCCUGAGGAUGUCUCGUAUUUGUUUUCCAGGGUGAAUGUUGUCAGUGUCUGUGUGCAUAUGAAAGUGUUGUGCAUAGUUUAUUGAUGUUGGGUUGUUUGUUUGGUUUUCUGUUCUCCUUAGCUCUGUGUUAAGCACUGGUUAAGCUUUAAUUGUCUCCUUAACCAAUCAAACAUUAAAGACUAUAGGGGUCUUUUUCUUUCCUUCUUUUUUUUUUUAACUUGUCAUUGUGCAUCUAUUAAAUCUUGAUCAGGGUUUCAAGAAUGACUACAGUAGGUUUUGAAAACAGACUUAUCAUUAUUGAUUUUAGGUUUCCCAGAGAUACAGUUCACAGUUAAUUGUUGAGCUCUAAUACAACUGACCAUUUCAAAUUUGAACAACAAUUUAUUGUUUUGUAACAAUGUCAGUUGUUAAAUCUUGGCAUUUCCAUUAAAACAUGAAUUGUAGUUAGAACUUGAUGCAAAUUCAACAGUUGUAUUUGGAGUUAAAUUAUUUUAACAAAUAAAUUUAUUUAAUGAA